AUGGCUGAGCUGAUAGUUGUGGUUUCGUUUCCAGUUCUUCAUGGUCUUGCUCCUGUCCUUCACCGUGACGAGGAAACAUCUUUGGCCAAAGAUUUGUUUGAGGCGCCCGGGACUGCUCAUGUCAGCUUCAGUCGGAGCCAGGUCAGAGCCAGGUCAGAGCUAGGUCAGAGCCAGGUCAGAGCUAGGUCAGAGCCAGGUCAGAGCCAGGUCAGAGCCAGGUCAGAGCUAGCUAUAAACAUGAUAGGUUCGCUGCUCGUGUACUGUCUGGCUUAUUACCCGAUAUUUGCCUGUCUGUCGAUGAAGUCCGUGCUAGGAUAUCUGACAGGCUGUGUCUACGUAUGGACCUUCCUCGGUGCAGAGCUAGUCUGGAUAUUCUGGCCCUACAAGGAGCUACACAGAUACAACUUAUACGCUACGCGAUAUGCGCUGCUUCAACUAUUGCCUUCACUGCUGUUUCUCAUAUUGCUAUCGUUGAUGAUGCCCGUGAAAGCAUGGAAGAUGUGGCACGAAAGAAAACGAUCCAAAGACCAGGUGGUUCUGCAGGAGUUCUAUCAGGCUGAACAUGUCAGGCGGUUGCUACAGAAACCAGAACCGUACGCAAGAUGCAAAAGGGUGACGGCCGACUCUCUGGGUGAGAAGUUACGCGACCUCCUCACCUCUGUCAUCUAUAGCAAGGUUCCUGGAUUCCGCUACUCACCCAGGAUCCUUGCCUCUGUCGUCGUGUGGGCGCAGUUCAUCUAUAUAGUACGUUAG
Priapulus caudatus is the source of this 753-nucleotide messenger RNA. RefSeq lists its product as uncharacterized. The record is from RefSeq and is a predicted model, not a curated record. Gene Ontology annotation, molecular function: signaling receptor activity; retinol transmembrane transporter activity. The transcript has 6 exons. NCBI's taxonomy places the organism in Eukaryota, Metazoa, Priapulida, Priapulimorpha, Priapulimorphida, Priapulidae. Bases 1 to 753 code for a protein of 250 amino acids.